AUGUCUACCUCUGUAAAUUCAAUGAGAACUCGUCGUCGAAGUUACGGAAAUCUUCGACGAAAUCUUCGACAAUUAUUCCAACUUUAUCCUCGAUUAGCAAAGACAAUGAAACGAGGUCUCUAUUUAGUAUCGGUUAUGUUAAAUGGUGAACGAAUAUUAGUAACAAACGAAGAUGUUUUACCAAUGGUUGAAGUUGAUGAAAAUUAUGGCCAUAAUUUAUUAGGAGACUUUCAAUGGUUUAUGAAAUUAACAUUUGUUUGGGAUGAUUUAAAAACUUUAAGACCCGAUUUAGAACGAUGUUCAAGUGCAACAUCAUUUUAUCUUCGAAUGAAACUUGUUCAAGCUGCCAUUGAACUUCAAACAUUAGAAGAAAUAAAUAAUCUUGGUCGUCUUUAUCAUACAUAUAUUCGUGAUAAUGAUGGAAAUAUUGCAUUUGUAUUAAUUAAUGAUUUAUCAUCGAAUAAUUCAACUGAUACACGAGCAAUUAUUUGUCCACCAAAUUUGAAAUGGAUAUCAGUGGCGAAAUUUUUUGAAACAAUCAAAGAAACAGAAUCUUUAACAAAUAAUUCUUCUCUUCAGCAAAUAACUGAUAAACUUCCGGAUAUGAUUGAUUUUUAUCAUGCAUCAAUGCGUCGCCUUGAUUCAGGUUUAUACGUUGCUUAUUUAAAAAUGCAAAAUAGCGUCGAUUGUGUACGUGUCAUGGUCAAUCGAUAUAUGCCCGGUUCAUUGCCCGGUACAAAAAUUCGUUCCGUGGCUAAUGUAUCACGAGAAGAAUGGGAGUGGUUACAUACAUAUUCUAUUAACAAUAAUAAUAACAAUAUCAAUAAUGAUGAAGAAACAACAGAAAAUGUAUCUGAUGAAAAUGGUCUUUCUCUUUUUAAGAUACAAUUUCAAGAAGCUGCAAGAGAAUUGUGUCUGAUGUUGAAUCUUCCAGAAACUCAUUUUUCAAAUAGUCGUAUAUAUGAUGCUCAAGUAGUUGAGAUUCGUGAUGAUCUUUCACUAAUAAUUUUAAUGUCAACAGCUGACGAAGUCAAUGUACUUUCUACUCCAUAUUCAUCAAGUCAACGUCAUUCAAUAUCAAAUGAUUGUUUAACACCAUUUAUGUAUUUGCCUGUAUAUAUUUUUGAAGUUUUGCAACAUUUAAGUAAUAAUUAUCGUUUUGUAUCACAAUAUAGUCGUGUAUCAAUUUGUCUUGAUUUUGAAUUAAUCUGUGCACAACAAAGUCAACGUGAAGCAUUUUCGAUGAAGGAAUUAGAUGAAUCACGUUAUCGUCUUAAUCAUUUAUUAUCUUGUCAACAAGAUUUAGAUGAUAUAUGGCGUUCAUCGCGUUGGCUUGUUGACGUUAUUAAUUGCGCAAAAGAUAAAUCUUACGCUGGUAUAUCACUUAAAUCAUGGUUAACAUUUCAACCAUCAUCGAAAGUUCAACUAAAAAUUAUAACAACUGAUUCUUCGUCGUCUAAUUAUGCGUCAGAUUCAGAAUUACACACAGUUAAAUUUUCAAAUUCAACAUUAGCCUUACCAACAGCAAUGACAUCAGCAUCAUUAUCAUCAUCAUUUUUAAAUGAUACAUCAUUAACUAAAAAUUAUGAUAGUGGUUUUAUUGAUCAUGAAUCAUCAAAUAUUAUUGAUCGAUAUACAUCAAACCGUACAUCAACUGUAUCAACAUCAGAAUCAAAUGAUCCAAUUGAAUUAACAUUUUACAUUCCUAUAUUAACAUCUAAUACACUAAUGCCAUUUAAACUGCGUACAAAUAAAAUGACCACAUCAAAUGAAUUAUUAAAAAUAGCAGUGAAACAACAGAAUAUUUUUCUGAAAUCUAUAUCAACAUUAUCUUCAUCACCAUCAUUUGUAUUUGUUUGGAUACGCUCAAAUGGUCGUGACCAAAUAAUUGAAGAUAAUUUAACUGCCAUAGAAAUUGAAAAACGUUUACUACGUUAUGGUGGGCAAAUACAUGUACGUUCAAAAGGUUUGUCAUCGUCACGUUCUACUCAACCACUUAGUAGACUUUCAUCACCUCGUUCGUCACCAACAACACAAAUAAGAUCGAACACCGAUUCUUCCAAUAAUAAUUCAAAUGGACCUGGAUCGAAUUUAAGUUUGAAUAUUUAG
Molecule: messenger RNA, 2109 nt
Organism: Rotaria socialis
Lineage: Eukaryota; Metazoa; Rotifera; Eurotatoria; Philodinida; Philodinidae
Source: the annotation of a GenBank genome assembly